GGUUACCGAUGCUGCGAAGAGACCGACCGAGGAGCGAGGGCACUGAUUUACUGCACUAAAUAGAAAAGGCGUUGCUGCUUCAUUCUCUGUCUCUGAUAUCUGCGGUGGGAGACGGCCUUGCCUUUCCCAAGCGUGUGUUUUGGUCUUUGCCGUUCUAUGUGUCCUGCUUCGGGUAUAAGAUGAGUGAAAGAGAUCUUCAAGGACUUAUUACAACUCAAAGAAAUAGCAACAUAGACAAUUUGGUUGUCUGUAUGAAAAAUGGGCUUAAAAGUUCAAAGUACAAACCUGUUGAUUAUGAAGAACUCUAUGCAAUUACUGAAGCAAAGAAAUUACAGUCUGCUAACAUCCUUUUAAAGAUUAAAAAAUUACAGCAUGCCUCAAAAAUUAAUAAGGAACACAUGCUACUGAAACGUCAUCGCCAAGUAUGGUGGAAAGAGCACAAAAGAUUGCACGAAAACAGGCAGAAGUUAGAAUCUGAAAUUCAAACAUUCUUUGAUGAAGAAAAUGAAUGUUUUUUCAACUUGUGGGAUUUGCGAUAUAAAUUAACAAAAGGCUUGGAUACAUUUCAAGCAAACACAGUGCAACCUGUCUGGCAGCUAAGGGAAGAUUUAAGGUACAGAUUAUUAGAAAUGCAAACCAACAGCAAAAGUGUGGAAUAUCCAUUUAAUCCAGAUGCUGUAUUAGAAGAGAUAGAGUUUGUGAAGAAACAACAGAAAGCAAUUUUGGGAAAGCUUCAUCUGGAGAGAAUAGCUUUGGAAAAGGAACUCGAGGAAUUUAUAGAUAAAGCCCUGACAUGUACUUUAGAGGAAAGGACCACAUUUGUACCUGAGCUUCCACCACAGUUAUUGGAGCUGGAGUGCCCAUAUCCUGAUCUGAAGGCUUCUGUGCUUACUGAAUUUUAUAAACUUGCAGAUGACUAUUCCUUGAAGAUCCAAGAAGCUGAUCAAGAAUUAAAAACCAUAGAGAGCCGUUUCCAGUGGAGUAAAGAAGAUCUUUGGGCAUAUCAGGUCAUCACUGGUCAGUAUCCAAGUGACAUGCAAGGUAGAAGAACGCUCUAUUUGGAUAUGCUUCAAAAACUUCUACCUCACAAAUCCAGACAAAGCCUUAUUGCUCAUGAAAAAUCUUGGGACCACUAUUAUUUUACCAGAAACCAAUUGAGAGUUCUGAUGUUCAACUGGGUCCAAGCUAGGAAAACAUUCUUAGUGAAGGCGGUGAUGACUCUCGCAGAAGCUUGCACUGCUUAUGAGACUGAAAUGAUGGUGGCUAAUAAUAGAAGAAAACAGCAGGAAAUAUGUGCUAAUCUGAAAGAGAAGGUGCUGUUGUGGCGUGCUCAGCAAGAGGAGGCUGCCCGUCUGGAAGCUGCAAUUGCCGCCGGAAGAAAAGAAGAAGAAGAUGAAAAGGAGAAGUUUCGGAAAGAAAAAGAAUGCCUUCAAAGAGCGGAGGAUAAAGAAAAAGUGAAAAAAUUUUGGGCUGAAAAACAGCGUAAGUGGCAAGAAAAGGAAGCAAAAGACCUCCUGCGUUUGGCAGAAUUUAAGAAAUUAAUGGCUGAGCAGAUCGUUAAAGACAAAGAGAGAGUUCAGUUUAGGCAAAAGCUGUUGGAAAAGCGUUUGAUGGAGAAAAAAGUAGCAAUCCUCAAGGAAAUCCAGGAAGAAGAAGAAAGGAAGAAGCGCCUUGAUGCUCUCAGAAAACAGGUUGCUAUCGUGGCAGAAAUUGAUCCUGCUCGGAUGGUGGCCGAUACAGUAGCCUCUAAAGCACGGAUGGGUAUUGGAAUUGAAGAAGAAUUUAUUCCACAGAAACCUCUGUUUGUGUUGCAUACCUUCAGUGAUGAGCAGAUAAUUUCUGAUACCCGGGUUCGUAUUGAGUUGGCUCUCCGAGAAGCUGGACUUCAUAGCACAGCUUAUGCUCAAGAGCUCUUACCUAAAAUCCCUCCACCUAAACUUCCAAGGAGAGACAUGGUCUCCACAAUUUUUAAAGUAUAGAGCUUUGCAACAUAGUCAAAUCCUUUAAUUUUUUUUAAAAAAACUUUUCCUAACCAAUAAGAAUGCAUAAAUAAACUAUUAUAAUUAAAAAACUAAGAUGGA
Messenger RNA from Thamnophis sirtalis, 2081 nucleotides. The record is from RefSeq and is a predicted model, not a curated record. NCBI's taxonomy places the organism in Eukaryota, Metazoa, Chordata, Lepidosauria, Squamata, Natricidae.